CGGAGGAGCUGAGGACGCUUCAUCGGGUUUCUGAGGAUGAGGAUGGAGCUUUUGUCCAGGAUGAAGGCUGCUGAGGUCGUUAUGAUGAUGAUGAUGAUGAUGAUGAGUCUUCAUCAGGUUUAUUUUUCUUCUGCUCAGGAGUGCCCCUCCACUCACGACCUGCUGAACUCGCUGCGGCAGGUGGAGAAGAUGCUGGCGGUCCAUGAGACGUCCUACCAGCAGGGCCUGCGCUCCCUGAAGAAGAAGAUUAGUGCCCUGCACAACAGCACCAUGGCAGUCUUUAGAAUUGGCAAAAAUGCAUCCUGCCCCAAACUGGACCCCCCCGAUCACGGCCGCAGACUGGGCAGAGUGUUUGGCAUCGGACACGAGGUCCACUUCCUGUGCAAGUCCGGCUACGAGCUGAUUGGUCCGCGGACCCGCGUGUGUCUGGAGUCCCUGAAGUGGAGCGGCCAGCAGCCCAUGUGCAGGCGCCUCAACAGCACCGCCAACUCCCUCCCCUCCUUCUCCCCUGCUUCUCCUUCAUCAUCAUUUCCUGCCUCUGCGGCUCUGUCAGCAUCCUCCUCAGCAGCUUCAUCUUCUCACCAAUCACCCACGCCAUCCUCUCCCUCCUCCUCAGUACGACCCUCUCACUGCACACACUUCCUCGGCUCCACCCGCUGCACCUGCGACGUGGGCUUCACCAUAUCGGGCCGUGACAACAUCUGCACAGACAUCGAUGAGUGCCACCUGUUUCCUCUCGGUCAGCCCGGCCGCCUCUGCGUCCACGAGUGCGUGAACACGCCCGGCAGCUUCCACUGCGUGUGCCCGUCCGGCUACGACCUGACCAGAGACGGCCGCGGCUGCACAGACAUCGACGAGUGUGAAAACCGAAUGCACAACUGCACAGCCGAGCAGCUGUGUGUGAACACCUACGGGGGUUUCCAGUGUGUGACGGUGGAGUGUCCACGCGUGGAAAACGCCACGUACAUGAAGACAUCAUCCAUGCGCUGUGAGAGGAACCCGUGUAUGCUGGAAGACAAAGCAUGCAGCCAAGCACCAAACUCCAUCUCCUUCCACUUCCUCUCUGUGGUGUCCAACAUGUCUGCCCCGCGCAUCCUCUUCCGGGUGUCUGCCGCCCGCGUGCUGGGCGACACGCUGCGAUUCGGCCUGGCCGGCGGUCGCGGCCGGGAUCGCUUCAGCGUGCAGCGCUCGGGCAGACAGACGGGCACCCUCCUCCUGGUGACACCCAUCAAGGGCCCGGCCACGCUGGAGGCCGAGGUGGAGAUGAGCGAGCUGGAGCGCAACACCCUGCUGGGCCGCUACCUCACCAAGGUCACCCUGUUCGUCUCUGCGUACGAGUUUUAGAGCAGAGGAGUCAAAGCGGGCGGGCGUGCAGG
Molecule: messenger RNA, 1376 nt
Organism: Archocentrus centrarchus (flier cichlid)
Lineage: Eukaryota; Metazoa; Chordata; Actinopteri; Cichliformes; Cichlidae
Product: fibulin-7
Exons: 7
Coding region: 37-1344 (435 amino acids)
Molecular function (GO): calcium ion binding
Source: RefSeq, a predicted model, not a curated record